AUGCCGUCAACACGCACAUUCCGCCCGGCGCUCUCAAUCGCCCGCCAAGGCGUCGCAUCUCAGCGCCUCUUCCACGCCAGCCGCGCUGCUCAGGCCAUUCACUUUGUCAAGACCGCUGAAGAGUAUAAGCAAGUCAUCAAGGCGCAGGACAAGGUCAUUGUGGACUGCUUCGCAACCUGGUGCGGGCCAUGCAAGGCCAUUGCUCCCAUCCUGGAAAAAGCCUCGGAGGAAGCAGAGUUCAAGGACAAGGUCCAUUUUGUCAAGUUCGACGUGGAUGAGCUGCCAGAGCUGAGCCAGGAGCUGGGCAUCCGCGCCAUGCCGACGUUUCUGUUCUACAAGGACGGACAAAAAGUUGACGAGAUGAUUGGCGCGAAUCCGCCCAUGUUGCUGCAGAAUUUGAAGAAACUCAAUGUCUAA
Molecule: messenger RNA, 417 nt
Organism: Trichoderma gamsii
Lineage: Eukaryota; Fungi; Ascomycota; Sordariomycetes; Hypocreales; Hypocreaceae
Product: thioredoxin
Exons: 3
Coding region: 1-417 (138 amino acids)
Molecular function (GO): protein-disulfide reductase activity
Source: RefSeq, a predicted model, not a curated record